Phyllostomus hastatus (greater spear-nosed bat) is the source of this 3533-nucleotide messenger RNA. It is a transcript of the gene CUNH2orf69, whose product is annotated as chromosome unknown C2orf69 homolog. The coding region runs from base 115 to 1272 and encodes 385 amino acids. Lineage: Eukaryota; Metazoa; Chordata; Mammalia; Chiroptera; Phyllostomidae. The record is from RefSeq and is a predicted model, not a curated record. The transcript is spliced from 2 exons. Gene Ontology annotation, cellular component: mitochondrion.
GUCGCCCCCGCGCUGACUCCCGCCGGGGGCGCUCCCGCUGACCGUUGAGCGGCCUGUGAAAUCCCUCCCUAAGGACCUUCCCCUCUCCGUCAACCGUUCUCGCGGCGGCGACUCAUGUGGGGGUUCGGGCUCCUGCGGUCGCCGCCGCUGCUGCUUUUGCUGCCGCAUCUAGGAAUCGCAGCCUCGCGCUCUCAGGCCGGAACCAUGAACUUGGAAGGCAGCAGCUCUGAGAGAUGCUCCCCCUCCGCCGAGGGGCGUCGGCACCGGUGCCUGCAGCUGUCCACGGUGCCGGGAGCCGAUCCGCAGCGCAGCAACGAGCUGCUCCUGCUGGUGGCAGCUGCGGUGGAGGGACCUGAACGGCGGGAUCUCUCUGGAGACCGGGCGGAGGUGGAGCUGCCACCGCCGCCCCAGCAUCACGUUCUCUAUUUCCCUGGAGAUGUGCAGAAUUAUCAUGAAAUUAUGACUCAUCAUCCUGAGAAUUAUCAGUGGGAAAACUGGAGUCUAGAAAAUGUUGCCACCAUUUUAGCUCACCGCUUCCCCAAUAGUUAUAUUUGGGUGAUAAAGUGUUCCCGAAUGCAUUUGCACAAAUUCAGCUGCUAUGACAAUUUUGUGAAAAGUAAUAUGUUUGGUGCUCCAGAACACAAUACUGACUUUGGAGCUUUUAAGCACCUUUAUAUGUUAUUAGUUAAUGCUUUUAGCUUGAGUCAGAACAGUUUGCUAUCAAAGAAGAAUGUGAAAGAUUUGAAUGAGGACUCCAAAGCAUCUAAUUGUAGAUCUAGUUCCUCUCAUACUACUAAUGGUUGCCAGGGAGAAAAAGAGAGCCCCUGUGAGAACUUUGAUGAGUCUGCCGUGAGUUUUUAUCCACCAUCACUAAAUGGUGCUUCUUUUACUUUGAUUGGAUUCAGUAAAGGUUGUGUUGUUUUGAAUCAGUUGCUUUUUGAAUUGAAAGAAGCUAAGAAAGACAAGAACAUACAUGCUUUUAUCAACAGCAUAAGAACAAUGUACUGGCUGGAUGGCGGUCAUUCUGGAGGAAGCAAUACUUGGAUUACUUAUCCAGAAGUCUUGAAAGAAUUUGCGCAAACAGGGAUUAUUGUUCACACCCAUGUAACACCUUACCAAGUAUGUGAUCCAAUGAGAUCUUGGAUUGGAAAGGAGCACAAGAAAUUUGUUCAGAUACUUGGAGACUUUGGUAUGCAGGUGUCUAGCCACAUACAUUUUGCAAAGGAGGCUCCUUCCAUAGAGAAUCAUUUCAGGGUUCAUGAAGUAUUUUGAGACUACAGAAAUAUUAAUGUACUUGUUCAGUGGAAGAGAAGAAGCACUUUGAGUUUUAUAAAUUCAGAUAAUGACAUGUAAUUCACAGAUAAUGCAUCCAUUUUGGGUGGGAGGGAACACACAUUCCUAAAAUAUAAAUGUAAUGUGCAAUAGUACUUCUUGCUUCUGAAUGUGAACCGUUUUUAAUUUGGACUGGGUUAGAGUUAGUGCAUUUGGAAUCUAAAAGGUGGUUUGUGAUAAUCCUACGAGACACAAGACCCUUAAUAAUGAAAGUUACAAUACAGUCCUUAUAAAAGGUAAUUAAAGUUGUUAUUGUUAGAAAUAGUUUAUUUUCUGAGUGACGUUUAAAACUAAUUUUGGUGGCACAGUAUUACCAAUUAAACAGUAAUUACCAAUUUUGGCACUCAAAACUCUUGAGUAGAAACACCAUUUCUCUUCAAACAAAGCAAAGGCACACAGAUAUUUUCCAUCGUUUUGGAAUAACUGUACCCUGCCUUGAUGUUUUGUAAACUCGUGGAAUCAUUCUUUAGUGUGCCACCAAGUGUUUUUUCUCAGGAGUCAAAAUAUAUUUGUUUCCAAAUAUCCAAGAACAUGCAGUAGUGUAAAGUUGGUUUUUAAAAACAUUGCACUUAAGCACUGUGGCUAAAUUUUUAAUUGACAACUUUUGGCUAAGACAUUUUGGAGUUUCUUAAAUCUUGGCCAAAAACCAGUUCUUUUGGGAAAAUUGUUUUAAAAUGAACAUAAUUAUGUAAAUUGGGUAAAAAUAUAUUACAGAUUGAAAAUUUUUUCAUAUCAGUCUCUUGAGAUCAGUUUAGGUAAAAUAAAUAUAUAAUAUUCUAUUUGUUAGUGCUCUGUUGACAAGGGGGACAGAUUCUAUAGAUCUAAGUCAGCGUUUCUCCAGAAGCAUGAUUUUGUCUGCCAAAGAAAGCAGCUCCCUUUGGCCAGAACGCAAAAAUUAUAUUGCUAUAAGAAAAGUUAUAAGGGAAAGUUUAAAGACAUGAUUUAAUUUUGGCUCAAAAACUGAAUUUGCUUAACACUGCUGCAUAAUUUGGGUGAGGUUUCCUUCUGCCUGUUUUUCUUGACCUAGAUAAAUACUUUUCGAGAAACCGAGAUCUAGUUAAUGUCAACCAACAUUGAAACAUAGCUGUGUGAUUAAAGUAAAAGGUGAGUGGUCACUUUUUAAUUGUUUAUUUAUAAUUAGCUUUUGCAGGACAUGAAAUAAAGCAGGGAAGAAGUAACAUGCUGCUUUCGGACUGAAAAACGACUGAAAUUAGUAUCUUAAUAACCCAGAGGACCUAAAUUUAUAAAACAAUAUAGAAAGAAAAUGUUAAUUUCUUGUUUUUCCCCAGAAUUAUAUUUUAAUAUCUAUGAAUGUAUUCCAAAUAUUUGGUCUUAAGGUAAAGGAUUCUUAGCAAAUGCUUAAAAAUAACAUCUUUUAGUUCUAUAAAUCAGUAGUAUCUCUUAAAUUUUUUUUAGGACAAAGUUUUAUAUUUCUUCACCUUAUUUAAAUACCUGUUUCUUUUGACACCAAAAAUUUGCAACGAGUCAGUCUGAUUCCAGCAUUUUAUUACCUUAAAGCACCAUAAUUGGCUUCUUUCAGUGUUUUGUAAUCCUUUGUUAAAUUCAUAUGUAUCUGAUGUAAAAUAGCUAAGUUACUGAAUGCUCUCAAGGGGGGAAGGAAAGGCAUUUAUUUUUAUAUGAUUAACUAAAAUGGAAGAAGUAGGACUUUCAGCCAGAUUCAUUAAGAAAAAAUACCUGAGAUAUUUAAAAAUCGGGAUUCUUUAGCUAUCCAGUCAUGUGAAUGCUUGCUUGUUAUAUGUUGAACAGAUACUGAAAAUAAGUCACUGGAUACCUGGAACUGCCAUAGCAUGUAAAUGAGACAACAUUGGAGAGUAUUUUUUGAAUUAAAAAUAUUCAAGUUUAUCCAUAUUCAAAUAUUUUAAUACUUCAAAUUUGUUAUUUCUUCACAUUUAAAACUAUUGUAAAUGUUAGUGUAUUCUUUUGAAUUGUGCCUUUGUGUUUGUGUCAUGAGUCAACUGAGAGAAGUAGUCAUACAAAUAAUGUGAAAGUUACUGCCACAGCAUGAAUGUACGACUGUAUUAAAUUUAAUCCACAGAAGUCUGUUUGGAUGUGCUUUAUGUUAUUUGUUAAACUUCAGAUCUCCCUUAGGAAGGAAGCUAUGUUCUCUUCACUUGCUGGCUUGGGUUUGUAUGUGCUUUUAUUAACCCCAUGUUUUUUUCAAAUGAGUGACUUUGAACCUU